AGAAAAGGUUGCUUACUUGCUGGCCAGACUCCUGCAAGAGUGUCCCAUGGAUUGUGUGAGUUCCAGGUGCUCUCUGGUUGUUAGAAUAGGAGAUGGUUCAGAGGGAGGCUGCAGUAUAAACUGCUGGGACAAAGCAGUUCUAGAAACCUGAAAGUGUUAAUAGGUAGCUUGUUCUUGCAGGAGAAGAGUAAGCGUGUUUCCUAGAUGACAAGUGUUGCUUGUGCUUUUGUAUCUUGUUGUUUCUAGUUCCUUGCUAAAUAUUGUUGGUGCUUUGUCAGGGUGUGUGUGUGUCCUGUUAAUGCAAUACAGUGGUACCUCGGGUGAAGUACUUAAUUCGUUCCGGAGGUCCGUUCUUAACCUGAAACUGUUCUUAACCUGAAGCACCACUUUAGCUAAUGGGGCCUCCCACUGCUGCUUGGCCGCCAGAGCACAAUUUCUGUUCUUAUCCUGAAGCAAAGUUCUUAACCUGAGGUACUAUUUCUGGGUUAGCGGAGUCUGUAACCUGAAGCGUAUGUAACCCGAGGUACCACUGUACCAUCAAUACACGCAAAGCUUUCUGGAGCUUAGAAAAAGACUGGUCUCUGUCCCUAGCACCUUACAGUCCAAAAAUCUGCCCAUCGGAAAGGCAAGUACAGUGUAAUUUAAUGGGAAGUGGGUGGAUAAAUGUGGUUUUGUAUUAUAAGAAAAACUAAUCCCUUUCACAUAUGGGGUAUUCCGGAGCCCAUAUGGAGUCCUUGAGUGGGUUCCCUAUUGGUAGGAGAAAACAACAGAGGCCAACCAGAGAAUAUUGAGAAGCAAAGCAGCUAGUAAGCCUGAUCUUUAUCAAAGGGAUUGUCACAACAGGGUCCCCACUCAUUACACACAGGAGGGAGGAGAACCCUGAACAAUAGUGCACAAGCCCUUAUAUAGACUUUUGAAAUUGCCCACCCUGUAGUCCAAGACCACACCCCUAAAACAUCCUACAUACAUCACAGAAGGAGAUGGUCUACACUACAGCAUAGGAGGCGGUCUACAGCAGAAAUCCUGCCUGCCAGGAUACCUGAUAAUGGUCACUGAUUGCUUUACCUGGGCAGCCUGGCCAUUCUUUUGUGAUGGUAAAUACUUUAGUUCAGGCUUCUUCAACCUUGGCCCUCCAGAUAUUUUUGGCCUACAACUCCCAUGAUCCCUAGCUAGCAGGACCAGUGGGCAGGGAUGAUGGGAAUUGUAGUCUCAAAACAUCUGGAGGGCAGAGGUUGAGGAAGCCUGCUUUAGUUCCUGAAUCCAGGUCACAGGCUCACCCUAUUGAAUACACAAAUAUGGCCUUAAGACAGGAUUUGCAAGCAAAAAGACAAUGGGAAGGCUUUCCCUAUUUGCCUCCCUUACUGCAGAGGAAUAUUUGAGGAGAGUCAAAAUGGCUUCAGGAUUGCUCUAUUUCAGACACAUGGUUCAUAUAUUUAGAUAUGUGUGCAUUUAUGAAUAUUCAUUCUAUAUCGGAGACCUUAAAAUUCUUAUAACAGUGUGCUCAAAGGGGAAUGGGUUUGAAGUAAGGACUUCACAGAAAAUGUGGGUUUGGCAGAAUGCAUAUUUGAGUGAAUUGGUCCAAUUGAUCUGUGGUGUUAUUUAUUCACAGUAGUUUUACAUUGCCCAGUGAUGGAGAUCUUGGGACCAGCGCCAUCUUUUUUAAAUGAACAAGGAAUAAAGGGGGCGGGGGCGGAAGGAGGAAAACUCUGGAGGUCCAGUGGAGUUCAGCCUUCUGACCCUAAGCAGCUAAUAACUCCUGAAAAAAAAGUAGAAAAAAAGUCAGUUCCUGAAAAGCUUUCCUACCCCUGCUCUAACAAAUGAGAUGAGUACUUUUCCGAGCACAAUUCAAAGUGUUGGUGCUGACCUUUAAAGCCCUAAACGGCCUCAGUCCUGUAUACCUGAAGGAGCGUCCCCACCCCCAUCGUUCAGCCCAGACACUGAGAUCCAGCGCCAAGGGCCUUCUGGUGGUUCCCUCAUUGCUAGAAGUGAGGUUACAGGGAAUCAGGCAGAGGGCCUUCUUGGUAGUGGCGCCCACGCUGUGGAACGCCCUCCCAUCAGAUGUCAAAGAGAUAAACAACUACCUGACAUUCAGAAGACAUCUUAAGGCAGCCCUGUUCAGGGAAGUUUUUAAUAUUUAACGCUGUACUGUUUUUAACACUUGAUUGGGAGCUGCCCAGAGUGGCUGGGGAAACUCAGCCAGAUAGGCGGAGUAUAAAUAAUAAAUUAUUAUUAUUAUUAUUAUUAUUAUUAUUAUUAUGCAUGUGCUUCUUGUUUAUGGACUCAUAGCCGGCUGCUUCCUUUUCUUAUGUAUUGUAGGCUUUGUGUCCUAACCUUGAUUCAUGGGAUGAGCCUUGCACCAGCCCAAAGACUGUAAGAGCACCAAUUCCCCUUCCUCUGCUGAAUCCCACCGUGUCACCGCUACAGCUCAAUUUGUGUCUGAUUUCUCUUUCUGCAGAAAUUGACUGCCACUGAAUUUGAACUUGAGCAAGGAGACACCAUUCAAGUGAAAGGGAUGAUCUUGCCAGGUGCCACAGAGUAUGUUGUUCUUGUGUUCUUAUUUCCCUCCCCGCCAAUUUUUAUUUAUCGUUUUCAUUUUUACACUUGAAACAAUAACAACGCUUCACUUUUAAAAAGGAAAAACAAACCACAAUUAAUAUCCACUCCACUUCCACCCCUUCCAUUCUUCGUUUGCACAUUCUAAUUCCCCCCUACAUCUUAUUCUUUCUCAACUUUAUAUCUCAAUAUUUCUUACUGCUGAAUUUAUUUUGUUACUGUUAACUUUUUGAUAGGUUUACAGUACAUUUCCAAAUAAUCUAUAAAAUAUUUCCAGUCUUCUUCGAAUACUCCCUGCCCCUGUUCCCUUGUUCUAUUUGUCAGUCUUGUCAUUUCUAUAUAUUCUAUGAAUAGAAUAAUUUAAUCUAUUCAUCUGCAUCUGCCCUUAGGGUGAAAGGUGGGUAAGGAAUAAAGAACCAGCAGCAUGUGUCUCUAUUCUGUCAUUCCUGUGUUUGGAUGUGUUUUUCCACGAACUAUCUUGGAUCCAAAUUCAGAAACAGAAUGACCUAGCUUGAGGUUGAAUCCUGACAAGACAGAAGUACUGUUUUUGGGGGACAAGAGGCGGGCGUGUGUGGAGGACUCCCUGGUCCUGAAUGGGGUAACUGUGCCCCUGAAGGACCAGGUGCGCAGCCUGGGAGUCAUUCUGGACUCACAGCUGAGCUGUCCAUGGAGGCGCAGGUCAAUUCUCUGUCCAGGGCAGCUGUUUAUCAGCUCCAUCUGGUACGCAGGCUGAGACCCUGUCUGCCCGCGGACUGACUCGCUAGAGUGGUGCAUGCUCUAUUAUCUCUUGCUUGGACUACUGCAAUGCGCUCUAUGUGGGGCUACCUUUGAAGGUGACCCAGAAACUACAACUAAUCUAGAAUGCGGCAGCUAGACUGGUGACUGGGAGCGGCCACCGAGACCAUAUAACACUGGUCUUGAAAGACCUACACUGGCUCCCAGUACGUUUCCGAGCACAAUUCAAAGUGUUGGUGCUGACCUUUAAAGCCCUAAAUGGCCUUGCUGCAGUAUACCUGAAGGAGCGUCUCCACCCCCAUUGUUUGGCCCGGACACUGAGAUCCAGCGCCAAGGGCCUUCUGGCAGUUCCCUCACUGCGAGAAGCCAAGUUACAGGGAACCAGGCAGAGGGCCUUCUCGGUAGUGGCACCCGGCUGUGGAACGCCCUCCCACCAGAUGUCAAAGAGAAAAACAACUACCAGACUUUUAGAAGACAUCUGAAGGCAGCCCUGUUUAGGGAAGCUUUUAAUGUUUAAUAGGUUAUUGUAUUUUAGUGUUUUGUUGGAAGCCGCCCAGAGUGGCUGGGGAAACCCAGCCAGAUGGGCGGGGUAUAAAUAAUAAAUUAUUAUUAUUAUUAUUACUAGCUGCAUUUUAAGCCUGAGAAGAGUAUUCCCAGAGCACUGACUAACUUUUAAAGCAGUGGAUCCCUUUCGGAGGCCAUCUUCCAACAUGGGUGUAGUCAGGAUUUGUGUUUUGGGGGGCAGGACCCCCCACCUGUCAUCAUUCUCUGUCUGGCUCUGUCUAGAAGAUUUGGAAUGAAAUGUCUCAACAACCAUUGUUUUAAGUUACUUUCUUUUGACCCCAAGUGUUCAGAAAAACCUGUCAAAAUCUUUCUACCAUUUCUACUGUUAGUUAUCGUAUUUUUCACUCUGUAAGACGCACCAGACCACAAGACGCACCUAGUUUUUGGAGGAGGAAAACAAGAAAAAAAAUAUUCUGAAUCUCAGAAGCCAGAACAACAAGAGGGAUCGCUGCGUAGUGAAAACAGCAAUCCCUCUUGCUGUUCAGGCUUCUGUGAUAGCUGCGCAGCCUGCAUUCACUCCAUAAGACGAACACACAUUUCACCUUACUUUUUAGGAGAGAAAAAGUGAGUCUUAUAGAGCAAAAAAUACGGUAAGUUAGCUAUGACACUUCCCCCUGAGGCAGUUUGUUCCAGCUCUUGCUGUUUCUAAAUGUAUGAUGUGAAUGUGGCCCUUCAGUCCCAAGUUCGAAUUGUAGAGUUGGAAGGGGCCUUAGAGUCAUCUAGUCCAACCCCUGCAAUGCAGUCACCAGUAACACUUUCACCCUGAGUUCACGUUUUCCCUCCCUGCACUGGUCAUCCUCUUAAAGGUUUUCCGUCAAUCUGGGCGAAGACUGUGACAAUCUCAUCCUUCACUUCAACCCGUGCUUUGACAACCAGAAUGACACGAGCUCCAUUAUCUGCAUGUCCAAAAAACAUGGGGUGUGGGGGAAAGAAGAGAGGAUAACCGACUUCCCUUUUGAGAAAGGUGGCAAAUUUAAGGUGAGCACUUAGCUGUAUAUCAUAGAAUCUUAGAAUUGGAAGGGGUCCUAGGGUCAUCUAGUCCAACAAUUCAGGAAUCUCAGCCAAAGCAGCCAUGGCAGAUGGCCACCCAACCUCUGCAUAAGAACCUCCAAGGAAGGAGAGUCCACAACCUUCUGAGGGCAUCUGCUACAUUGCUGAACAGCUCUUAGCCUCCAGAGCAGGAGAACACAAGCUUGCUCCAUCCUCUACACAACAACCCUUUUGAUAUUUGAAGAUGACUAUCCUAUCUCCUGUUGACUUUGUCCAUGGAGUUUUCUUGGCAGGGAUACUGCAGUGGCUUGUCGGUUCCUGCUCCAGGUGGAUCACGUUUGGUCAAAACUCUCCACUAUGACCUGUCCAUCUUGGGUGGCCCUGCACGGCAUAGCUCAUAGCUUCUCUGAGUUAUUCAAGCCCCUUCACCACGGCCAGGCAGUGAUCCCAUGGACUGCAAGAAGACCAAACCUCUCCAUUCUUAAGGAAAUCAGCCCUGAGUGCUCACUGGAAGCUGAGGCUCCAAUACUUUGGCCACCUCAUGAGAAGAGAAUCAUAGAAUCAUAGAGUUGGAAGAGACCACAAGGGCCAUCGAGUCCAACCCCCUGCCAAGCAGGAAACACCAUCAGAGCACUCCUGACAUAUGGUUGUCAAGCCUCUGCUUAAAGACCUCCAAAGAAGGAGACUCCACCACACUCCUUGGCAGCAAAUUCCACUGUCGAACAGCUCUUACUGUCAGGAAGUUCUUCCUAAUGUUUAGGUGGAAUCUUCUUUCUUGUAGUUUGGAUCCAUUGCUCCGUGUCCGCUUCUCUGGAGCAGCAGAAAACAACCUUUCUCCCUCCUCUAUGUGACAUCCUUUUAUAUAUUUGAACAUGGCUAUCAUAUCACCCCUUAACCUCCUCUUCUCCAGGCUAAACAUGCCCAGCUCCCUUAGCCGUUCCUCAUAAGGCAUCGUUUCCAGGCCUUUGGCCAUUUUGGUUGCCCUCCUCUGGACACGUUCCAGUUUGUCAGUGUCCUUCUUGAACUGUGGUGCCCAGAACUGGACACAGUACUCCAGGUGAGGUCUGACCAGAGCAGAAUACAGUGGCACUAUUACUUCCCUUGAUCUAGAUGCUAUACUCCUAUUGAUGUAGCCCAGAAUUGCAUUGGCUUUUUUAGCUGCCGCGUCACCAGAAAACUCCCUGGAAAAGACCCUGAUGUUGGGAAAGAUGGAGGGCACAAGGAGAAGGGGACGAAAGAGGACGAGAUGGUUGGACAGUGUUUUCAAAGCUACUAACAUGAAUUUGACCAAACUGCGGGAGGCAGUGGAAGACAGGAGUGCCUGGCGUGCUCUGGUCCAUGGCGUCACAAAGAGUCGGACACGACUAAACAACAACAACAUCCUAUCUCCUCUCAGUCUCCUCUUUCCCAUGCUAAACAUACCCAGCUCCUUCAACCAUUCCUCAUAAGGCUUGGUUUCCAGACCCCCUCUGCACACAUUCCAGCUUGUCAACAUCCUUCUUAAAUUGUGGCACUCGGAACUGGACUAGGUCAGCAAUAUCAAAGGGUGUGUGUGAAUGCAGCAGGCAGGUGUGUGGCUUCUGCAGGAGGUGGUCUCUGUGGUGGGAGUGUUUUGGGGGUGCUGAACCUGCAACCCUCCAGAUGAAAUUGCGCUCCCAACUCCCAUCAGCCCCAGCUAACAUGACCGGUAGUCAGACACAAUGGGACCAAUAAUCCAGCAACAUCUGGUGAACUCCAGGUUCCCCUGUGAACGGGGGGAGACUUCCUUGUAACAUAGCAGGGUUCAGUUUAUGUGUGCAGAACAACGGUUGGGGGUCUGGCAUGUGUGAGCAGUACUUGUAUGGGAUUUGUAAACUGUGUGUUAAAAACCAACCCAUCGUUGCCUAUGGAAAUCUAGCUUGUAAGUGGGCCUGUCUAAUCUCUGUUGGGAGGGACUUUCUCAGAAUUUGGGUCCCUAAUAUCUAAUGUGUAGCUUUAGAUACCACCUUGCCAACAAAGGCCCGUAUAGUUAAAGCUAUGGUUUUCCCAGUAGUGAUGUAUGGAAGUGAGAGCUGGACCAUAAAGAAGGCUGAUUGCCAAAGAAUUGAUGCUUUUGAAUUAUGGUGCUGGAGAGACUCUUGAGAGUCCCAUGGACUGCAAGAAGAUCAAACCUAUCCAUUCUGAAGGAAAUCAGCCCUGAGUGCUCACUGGAAGGACAGAUCCUGAAGCUGAGGCUCCAAGACUUUGGCCACCUCAUGAGAAGAGAAGACUCCCUGGAAAAGACCCUGAUGUUGGGAAAGAUGGAGGGCACAAGGAGAAGGGGACGACAGAGGACAAGAUGGUUGGAUAGUGUUCUUGAAGCUACCAGCAUGAGUUUGACCAAACUGCGGGAGGCAGUGGAAGACAGGAGUGCCUGACGUGCUCUGGUCCAUGGGGUCACGAAGAGUCGGACACGACUAAAUGACUAAACAACAACAACAACAACAAGCUUCUGGUGCAAACAAGCAACGCAUCACUAGCAGAAAAUCGACCCAUACCAACAGGUUAACCUGGAUUAAUAGCAUUUAUUUAACUCUCUGUAGAUAAGAGUAAAAUGGGGGUGCAAGGCAAUUCUGAUGCGCCCUAGACUGCCACACUUGGGGUCAGAACAGCCUGGGGUGCCCUUGCAGGAACCAUUCCUUUAAAAGCUUUCAAAUGCUGCCUGGGACAUGUGUUUUGUUUUUAAAGUGUGUGGUGUCCCCCGCUGGUCAUGAUUAUUCCUUUUAUUUCUUGUAGCUUUCCUUCAUUCUUUACACUUAUGAGAUCAAGGUGCAGCUAGCAGCUGGCCAUGACAUCUUCUUCCCCAACAGGCUGGGCCUGGAGACCAUCAAGUACGUUGCGGUGGAAGGAGACGUCAGGAUCAAAGCCCUCAGAUUUCUCAGAUUAUCCUAGUCCCAAGUCACUGUUGUCUUGUUACAUGUCUGAAUAAACACAGCUUGUUCUCUUC
Messenger RNA from Podarcis lilfordi (Lilford's wall lizard), 7807 nucleotides. Lineage: Eukaryota; Metazoa; Chordata; Lepidosauria; Squamata; Lacertidae. The record is from the annotation of a GenBank genome assembly.